Messenger RNA from Tinamus guttatus (white-throated tinamou), 1493 nucleotides. The record is from RefSeq and is a predicted model, not a curated record. NCBI's taxonomy places the organism in Eukaryota, Metazoa, Chordata, Aves, Tinamiformes, Tinamidae.
AUGGGCCUCCCCGCUCCUCCGCCCGAGGCCAGGCCGGGAGCUGCAGGCGAGGGCCGGCCCGAGGCGGAGGAUGGAGCAAAGGGCGCCGGGCUUCUCCCAUCCCGUGCUGCGGCCCCCGGCCAGCGGCGGCGCAGCCUGGAGCCCGCCGACAGCACCCACCACGGGGGCUACCCGGCCUCGCAGACGCCCAACAAGAGCGCUGCCCCCGACGCCCACCGCACGCCCAGCCGCACCUUCGGCCCCACGGCUGCUGAGCCCAAGCUCUUCGGAGGCUUCAACACCUCCGACACCAUCACGUCGCCGCAGCGCUCGGGCGCUCUGGCAGGUGGAGUCACCACCUUUGUGGCCCUCUACGAUUACGAAUCCCGGACGGAAACGGACUUGUCCUUCAAGAAAGGAGAACGUCUCCAAAUUGUCAACAACACGGAAGGCGACUGGUGGCUGGCGCACUCCCUCACCACGGGGCAGACGGGAUACAUCCCCAGCAACUAUGUCGCGCCCUCCGACUCCAUCCAGGCUGAAGAUUUCUUUAUAAGUGCCUAUUGCCUCUCCGUCUCCGACUUCGACAACGCUAAGGGGCUCAACGUGAAGCACUACAAGAUCCCCAAGCUGGACAGCGGUGGCUUCUACAUCCCCUCGCGCACCCAGUUCAGCAGCCUGCAGCAGCUCGUGUCCUAUUACUCCAAGCACGCCGAUGGCCUGUGCCACCGCCUCACCAACGUGUGCCCUACCUCCAAGCCCCAGACGCAGGGCCUGGCCAAGGACGCGUGGGAGAUCCCGCGGGAGUCGCUGCGGCUCGAGGUGAAGCUGGGGCAAGGCUGCUUCGGAGAGGUGUGGAUGGGGACCUGGAACGGCACCACCAGAGUGGCCAUCAAGACCCUGAAACCCGGCACCAUGUCUCCGGAGGCGUUCCUGCAGGAGGCCCAGGUCAUGAAGAAGCUCCGCCACGAGAAGCUGGUUCAGCUCUACGCCGUGGUUUCAGAGGAGCCCAUCUACAUCGUCACUGAGUACAUGAGCAAAGGGAGCCUCCUAGACUUCCUGAAGGGAGAGAUGGGCAAGUACCUGCGGCUGCCCCAGCUCGUGGACAUGGCGGCUCAGAUCGCGUCCGGCAUGGCCUACGUGGAGAGGAUGAACUACGUGCACCGCGACCUCCGCGCGGCCAACAUCCUCGUGGGGGAGAACCUGGUGUGCAAAGUGGCCGACUUCGGCUUGGCGCGGCUCAUCGAGGACAACGAGUACACGGCCCGGCAAGGGAUGGUGAACCGGGAAGUGCUUGACCAGGUGGAGCGGGGCUACCGGAUGCCCUGCCCGCCCGAGUGCCCCGAGUCGCUGCACGACCUCAUGUGCCAGUGCUGGAGGAAGGACCCGGAGGAGCGGCCCACCUUCGAGUACCUGCAGGCCUUCCUGGAGGACUACUUCACUUCCACAGAGCCCCAGUACCAGCCUGGUGAAAACCUAUAGAGCUGGAGCUCCUCGUGGCACCAGAGAGCCCC